Molecule: messenger RNA, 390 nt
Organism: Rotaria socialis
Lineage: Eukaryota; Metazoa; Rotifera; Eurotatoria; Philodinida; Philodinidae
Source: the annotation of a GenBank genome assembly
AUGACUCUUACAUCAGCUACAUUGAAAAUAAAUAUGGCAGCAUUAAAACAUAAUCUUAAUCAUUUCGUCGACAUCUUGAAUUCAAAGAAUACGAAGAUUAUGAUAAUGGUAAAGGCUUUUGCAUAUGGUCUUGGUUCCGUACCAAUUGCUCAAUGGAUACAGAAAACAAGUCUCGUCGACUAUUUGGGUGUGGCUUAUGUUAGUGAAGGCGUACAGCUACGCCAUUCUACUGAUAUCUAUUUACCUAUUAUGGUCAUGGUUGUUAUUGAGUACGAAUUUGAAACGUGUCGUCAGUUUAAUCUCGAACCUGUUAUAUAUUCAAUGCAUAUUUUUGACAAGUUUCUUGAAUUUCUCCAGCAAACCGAAGGCAAGAAAACCGUUGCAUUAUAG